CGGUUAGACCCCUUUACUGUCUAUGGUCAGACCUCUUAAUCAGUGCAAAAAGUCGGUCGAAUCUCUUACCUAACCCGUGCAGACACAGAAACGACCAUGCCUUUCAUUGAUUUGGAAUCGAACUUGCCAGCAAGCAAAUUUACGGAGGAGUUUUUGAAGAAAUUAUGCACUGCCACCGCCACUGCGCUUGGGAAACCGGAAGAAAGAAUGAACCUGGUGGUUAAAGCGGGACUACCCAUGCUCAUAGCCGGAUCCUGUUCGCCGUGCGUGAUGCUGUCCGUGUCCGCUAUCGGCGUUACUGACACGGCGGAAAAGAACAAGGAGCACAGUGCAAAGAUAUUUCAGUUCCUUACCGGGGAACUGGGCUUGACCGAAGACCGGAUUGUCAUCCGGUUUUAUGCACUGGAACCAAUGCAGGUGGGCAAGAAGGGGACAGUAAUGAGCUUUCUGUGAUGUGAAGGUUGCUUGCUGUGGGAGUCGGAUGAAAUGAAAAUGCCAUUCCUGGUUUGAGGAUGAGAAACGACAAUUAACACUGAUAUCAGUUGUUUAAUGUUGGACAAUGUUCUAGCCUACUUUUUUCAGUAGGCCUAAGCUGAUAAGGAUAUCCCUACUAUUUAAACUGAAUUGAAUAGUUUCUUUAGAAGGCCUACGUGCCAUAGAAGAUUCAAUUCUGACUUUACAAAUAAAUAAAACUGACUGAAAUUGUAUUUUUGUUUGUUAAAUAAACUAAUAAUUUUGACAUCA
Alosa alosa (allis shad) is the source of this 744-nucleotide messenger RNA. It is a transcript of the gene ddt, whose product is annotated as D-dopachrome tautomerase. Gene Ontology annotation, molecular function: phenylpyruvate tautomerase activity. The coding region runs from base 97 to 453 and encodes 118 amino acids. The transcript is spliced from 3 exons. Lineage: Eukaryota; Metazoa; Chordata; Actinopteri; Clupeiformes; Clupeidae. The record is from RefSeq and is a predicted model, not a curated record.